Coregonus sp. 'balchen' is the source of this 334-nucleotide messenger RNA. Lineage: Eukaryota; Metazoa; Chordata; Actinopteri; Salmoniformes; Salmonidae. The record is from the annotation of a GenBank genome assembly.
AUGAGAACCCGUGGAACCACAAGAACACUACAAUCCAGUAAGUAAAAGCAUUCACAUUUCUGUGGAAUGAAUGACAUGCAAUUGCAAGGUUUUUCACACUCACUUUACUACCACUAUGAAUUGAUUUUCGAAUGGCUAUUAAUAUGUGCAUGUAUUCUAUGUACUGUUACCCAGGCAAGAGACACAAAAUAGUGCCCACAGUGAGGACUCCCCAUUGGAGGUUGGUCAGGCAGUCCAGGGGGAAGAGGAAAGCUUCAGGUUCAGGGAAGACUGGAAAAGAGGAGUUCAAAGGGAGAAAAAUCACCUGAAUGACCACAGUACUGUCACUGGCUGA